UUAGUGCUGGCAUUGUUACAAAAUUCAAGUUUUAAGCCUAUUAGGCAAUGAACAAUCCAUGGCGCGAAAUCGGCUUUGUUAGCAAGCACAGGCCAAAGAAACAUGUUAAAAUCAUUAAGAUCAAGAAACGCAUCGCCAAGUCAAAGAAAGUCUUCAAGCAAAGGCAAAUUGAAUUGAUACAACUUCAUUUGAGAAAUCGUAUCAAGCAUUUAAUUAUUGAAAAGCUGGAGCGAAGAUUGGCAGAUAUUCAAACUAAGAAAGGGAUUCAGAAAACCGCAAAAUAACAUCAACCGAAGUUCUGGAGGAAAAUUAUCGUAAUUUUAUUAUUAAGAAAUUACCAGAUAAGAAUUGAUACUGCCAAUUUAAUUUCCAAAACAGUUUCACAUGAAAUUGCCCAUUGAGAUGAUUAAAAUUUGAACUAAACUCUCGUUGGACGGCGACCACAAAAUCAUUUUC
Drosophila erecta is the source of this 456-nucleotide messenger RNA. RefSeq lists its product as uncharacterized. The transcript has 2 exons. The record is from RefSeq and is a predicted model, not a curated record. The coding region runs from base 48 to 284 and encodes 78 amino acids. Lineage: Eukaryota; Metazoa; Arthropoda; Insecta; Diptera; Drosophilidae.